Messenger RNA from Opisthorchis viverrini, 2270 nucleotides. RefSeq lists its product as hypothetical. Gene Ontology annotation, biological process: transmembrane transport. The transcript is spliced from 13 exons. Gene Ontology annotation, molecular function: transmembrane transporter activity. Gene Ontology annotation, cellular component: membrane. NCBI's taxonomy places the organism in Eukaryota, Metazoa, Platyhelminthes, Trematoda, Opisthorchiida, Opisthorchiidae. The coding region runs from base 1 to 2031 and encodes 676 amino acids. The record is from RefSeq and is a predicted model, not a curated record.
AUGUUAUCCACGAGUGAGUUCAGCAUAAUUUUCGAAAAUUAUGAUUGCUACGGAAAUAUCUGUGGAAUGAAAAACAAUGUUGUACCAGCAUUGGAGGCAGUGGAUAUGAGUUCGAAAAAGUUCCUAAUGCACACAAAUUUUAUGAAUCCAACAUAUUCGGUACCCAUCUGUGUGCAUAAUUGUACGCCAGAGAGGAUUCACUCAGUGGAUACCAUCGAAAAAACGUAUAUAGACAAUGAUAUCGCACUAUGUGACUGCAGAGUUCCUGCCAGUCUUCGAGGAUCCCGGCCCCGCUUUGGCUCUACACCCUUGUGUGUCGAACCCCCAUUGGAACCUACUGAAAUCAUAGGCGGCGUUUGCGUCCCGAAACGUUUCAAAGUAGACUAUCAGGAGGAUCAACACACUGGCCUCCCGAGGUCACACGAUUCGGUGUUGCUUACCCUGAAUGAAGAUAUUGAACUGCGUUGGCCAUGGUUACAGCUAAUGCUUUGUCCUGCUUUUGCGUUUGGUAUUUCCUACAUCGUCAUGGUGCUGGUCAUGUGCACCCCAACCUAUUCUAUCCCGGUCUUGUUCGUACUUGCACACUUUGGCCUAAUAGGUGCUUUCUCCCUGCUCGUUUCACGGGCCAUAGUGCACCACAGUUUAAAUGUUCGGCUUGGCUGGUGGCCUGGUCAACUAUUUCACUCACUCGAACGAUUUGGUCAGGCACUGUUCGUGCUGCUCAUCUGUUCCUGCUGCAUUGCAUGGUUCCUUCUACUGUUAAUCACAACCAAACUUUGGCACCCAAAUUCCAAAUGGAGGAUGGUCAAUCUGAAUGCAACGCAGCGGCUAAUGAGCUUGGUAUCCAAGGUACUCCGUGAUCUUCCUGGAUUAUGGUUGCUCGUGCCGCUGGUGCAGAUCUUGUUUCUUGUCACAUUCCUGCCUCUGCGGCUAAUGAGCUUGGUAUCCAAGGUACUCCGUGAUCUUCCUGGAUUAUGGUUGCUCGUGCCGCUGGUGCAGAUCUUGUUUCUUGUCACAGUCCUGCUUCUGGUAGGCGGAAAUUUGUUGCUGAUGUUUACACUAGCUGAGCCCAUAAAGCUGGAAACGACAAGUUGCAUUUCCUUCCGACUUUUUUUCUGGGUGCAGUAUGGUCUCAUUCCCGCCUUUGUAACCUACGUAAUCUGGAUGCUGCGGCUCUUGUUCGCGGUAUUUCAAACGAUUCCUACGGUGUUUGUUUCAGCUUGGUAUCAUUCUCCUGCCGCUAGUGCACCAUGUCCAUUACGAUCUAUCCUUGGCGGAAUUUACCAAAGGAUAUGUCAACAAGCAUUGGGGAGCUUGAGCUUGGCUUCGUUGCUGUCCAUCUCAAUGUGCCUUCCUUUCCAGAUUCUCGCAAUACUCAAAGUACUUCUGGUCAGUUGGCCGUUGGAUGACUCUGAGGUGUUGGAAAACCGCAAAGAACGGUGUACCGGGAACAUGUGGUGGAGGAUAGAACAUCGGUUGCGUCAGUUGGAGUCUGGUGUGUUCACACUCAUAGUUGAAGAGCAACACUCUUUCUCCAAAUCCUGGACGUUGCUCAGCCGGGGUUUUUGUGACCAUCUAUUCUCCACUGGUUUGGUCGAACUGGUGCGCUGGCCGCAGUUACUUUUCAGCCUUGCCAAACUGGGGUGCGCUCUGCUCGGCACAUGCUUUGGACUGUUGUAUUUUCCUGUGAAACCACCGAUGGUUCUCGGAUUUCCAGCCAUUUUUCUUGGAAUGUUCAUCCUAAGCUACCUUGUUGCCUCAACUGCAAUAUCCAACACGCAGCACAUCCUGUCAACUAUACUAAUUGCAUUCGCCAUAGAAGAGGAUGAAAUAUUUGCCAGAAAAAUACUGAACGAGGAGGUCCUCGUUGGGUUUAGACACGAGAUAAUAAAGAAUCUCUUCUCUGAGUCAGCGCCACACAUGUCAGACACGAUGAAUUGCACUGAGAACUUCAUUGCGCCAACCACAGAACACAAUUCUUUCCAACGGACAAGAAAAGCAAAUAGAAAGCAACGAAUUAUUCAAGUAUGAUAUUUUCCAAACGAUCAACGGGCGUGUCCUACACACCACUGACGUAACAACUGCGGCCGCCAAAGAAAGUGUGUACCCACCCUUUUUUCCCCGCAUUGUGGGAGAUUUAAAAGCAAUAUUCACGUCAAUUUUUAGUCCCAAAUUACCGCGUUUGGGUCGAACCGCAUUUUACAUAUUGGUUCUUACUGCUUACAUUUUUGAACUAGUAAUCUGUUUAUUCAUUUCUCAAUAUAACAAGC